This is a messenger RNA of Heterobasidion irregulare TC 32-1, 1341 nucleotides long. RefSeq lists its product as uncharacterized. Gene Ontology annotation, cellular component: nucleus; cytoplasm. The record is from RefSeq and is a predicted model, not a curated record. The transcript is spliced from 7 exons. Bases 41 to 1030 code for a protein of 329 amino acids. NCBI's taxonomy places the organism in Eukaryota, Fungi, Basidiomycota, Agaricomycetes, Russulales, Bondarzewiaceae.
GGCCUCGCAAGCUGACGCACAGCUGAUAAAGAAAGCGAAGAUGGACACAGGCCUCAAGACCAUAGGCACCCACAAUGGUACCUUCCACUGUGACGAAGCACUCGCCGUCUUUCUUCUCAAGCAAACUACCACCUACCACGAUGCAGAGGUCAAGCGUACCAGGGACCCAAAAAUUCUCGAUACUUGUGACAUCGUCGUCGAUGUCGGAGCUGUAUACGACGAAUCGAUUAAGCGCUUUGACCAUCAUCAACGCGGGUUUACCGAGGUUUUCGGACAUGGUUUCAGCACUAAAUUGUCCUCGGCCGGUCUCAUUUACAAACAUUUUGGCCGCGAGAUUAUCGCAAACAGAUUCCAGCUCCCGCAAGAGAAUUCCCAAGUAAACACUCUGUGGUUGAAAAUGUACAAGGAGUUUAUCGAAGCCAUCGAUGGCAUCGAUAAUGGUAUCUCGCAAUACUCUAACGACAUACAGCCUAAAUAUCGCAGCCGCACUGAUAUCUCGAGUCGUGUUGGCUGGUUGAACCCAGCUUGGAACGAGAGCUUUGACCAUGAGAGCGUCAACACUCAAUUUGCCAAGGCGUCCAAGCUCACUGGCGAAGAGUUCCUCGGGAGACUCGACUACUACGGCAAGGCGUGGCUUCCUGCAAGGGAUCUUGUAGCAGCUGCACUCAACAAGAGGAACGAAGUUGAUGCCAGCGGACGCAUCAUCCUCUUCGAAGCAUUCGCUCCUUGGAAGGAGCACCUGUUCGAGUUGGAAUCCGAGCUCGGUAUCACGCGCGAGACACAGCCAUUCUAUGUUCUCUACCCUGAUGAGACUGGCGGUAAUUGGCGCAUACAAGCCGUCCCCGUCUCCCCUGAGAGCUUCGAAAGCCGCAAGGCGCUUCCUGAGGCUUGGCGUGGAGUGAGGGACGACGAUCUGUCGCGCGUGUCCGGUAUCGAUGGAGGCAUCUUCGUUCAUGCAUCGGGCUUCAUCGGAGGAAACAAGACCAAAGAGGGCGUGCUGGAGAUGGCUAAACAAGCACUGAAGCUCUAAAGACUCUUUGUUCGUUGAAGAAGACUAAUGGUUAGCAAAGACACGCCAGCUGUCUCGAGACGAGGGCGCAUGGCGUACUAGGCAGAUGUUCUGCCUUUCAACUGAUCUACGAUCAGCUUCACAACACGUCGCGUCGUUGUGAAGUGAUAGACAUCACUACAAACCUGCGGUAUGGGUCAGAUAGGUGUCUUGGAGGGACAUAUCCAUGCAGCUAGUUGGCAAUCAUCUGUAUCAGGGUACAUAUUGACGCAAACGAGCUUCUUGUAUUGCGUUUCGAUAUUGUGCAAUAAAGCUUGAUCGGUUGUUCCCGC